Molecule: messenger RNA, 4436 nt
Organism: Perca fluviatilis (European perch)
Lineage: Eukaryota; Metazoa; Chordata; Actinopteri; Perciformes; Percidae
Gene: paqr4a
Product: progestin and adipoQ receptor family member IVa
Exons: 3
Coding region: 831-1757 (308 amino acids)
Cellular component (GO): membrane
Molecular function (GO): signaling receptor activity
Source: RefSeq, a predicted model, not a curated record
ACUAGAGGCGAUGCAGGGGAAUUAAAGGCCGCCAGGGAAGACACUGCAUUUCAAGGAAUACGGCCAGCCAGAAAUAAUUGGAAACCGUUGGAUAAAACAGAUGUUGAAGGAAGUGAAUAUAAGCGUUACGGACCGGACCUCGUGUGUUUGGAGUCACCCUGCUCAAAUAUCUGCUUUUUCAUCUCCAGUCACAGGACAUCGGUAGCCGAGUGCCCGGCGGCUUGCUAGCCCCGCAGUCCUUCCAAAAAUCUCCGCUCCAGUAUCACAGAUCUCAUCUGUUUUUUUGUUGUUGUUUUUUUAAAGCGUUACGAAAGCUAGCCCGCAUCAGCGGAACUGAUCCGACCCGCCCGUUUUCUGUCAUUAAAGUAAAGGUAUGACCCGCUAGUCCUCUGUUGCAAAUCUGACCGCUAGGAUCAAGCUAGCAUCAUCUGGAGUUGGGUGGACGCGCGGCUCCCACUCAAACACCCACAGCAUCCCUGCCUGGGACGCGUUCAUGCCCGUGCUGCUGCACUGGAAUGCUAACUAAUGAGCAAGUGGCUUUAACAUGACGAGGAACAUUUUGCCCCAUAACCGCUCAAGGCUGUUAGGUGCUACACAGACAUUCUUUAGAUGCCAAAUGUAAUGACCGUCCCGAGCUCGCACCAUGUAUGUGGCUGGCCGAGUCUGUCUCCAGCCUUGCGGGUGACACUCUCACAGGUACCGGCGGUUCAAAGCAAACAGCGGCGGCGCUGAAACACCGUCGCCGGGUAUUGCUGAGAGAGACUUGAAGUGAGCUUGCCAGUGCAAGCUAGGAGACUAUUAGCACAAUAUAGAACCCUUAAACAGCACCAAUGGUAUCCCACAAGGUUUUAGUUGCAAUAAUCCUAUUAAAUGUGUACAUAGGUGUACAGUCCGUUUUUUACUUUUUCGGCGGCGUCCUUUUAACGGGCUUGUUUGCUAUGGCAAUUUUAAAUGGACCCAGGCUUCUGGACUGGGCGAGUUCACCUCCACAUCUACAGUUUAACAAAUACGUCCUAACGGGAUACCGGCCAAGCUCCUCUGUGCAAGACUGCAUAAGAAGCCUGUUUUACCUGCACAAUGAACUUGGAAACAUAUACACUCACGGCAUCCCUUUGGUUUGCUUCCUGGUGCUGCUUCCUCUCCACAUCCCCUGGUCUCAAAUCAGCGUCACGUGGUUGGGCGUGGUGCACUUCCUGGCUUGCCUCUCGCCCCAGCUGGGCUCUGUGCUCUACCACCUCUUCAUGAACCACGAGGGAGGGGAGCCCGUCUACCACACCCUCCUUAAACUCGACGUGUGUGGAAUCUGCAUGAUCAACACAUUGGGGGCGCUGCCCAUUGUCUACAGCACGCUGCUGUGCUACCCGUUCAUCCGCACUGUGGCCCUGUUAGUCUACAUCCUGCUGUCCAGCCACGCCAUCUACUGCGCCGUCACGGCUCGGAGCAGCGUUCGCCGAUUGCGCUCCUUCGCCUGGCAGGCGCUAUUCCGCUUCUCCUUCUUCUUGCUUCGCGGGGUGGGCUUGGGUGGCGGCAGCCCCACCUCACUACGCCACUUUCUCAUGAUGGAUGCGCUGGCCGUGCUGGGCGGGGUCAUAAACAUCAUGCGCAUCCCGGAACGCUUCCGCCCGGGCCUUUUUGACUACUGGUGCAACAGCCACCAGAUCAUGCAUGUACUGGUGGUAGGCUCCAUCCUUUACCUACACUGGGGUGUGCUGGACGACCUGCUGUGGAUCAACAGCUACAACUGUCCCUCAGACUGACAUCCCCCCCCCCAUACAAGGAGCACUGGGAUGUAAGGUUAUAGGACCUCUGAGGGGAUGGGGGUGUCUGCAGAGGGAAAGAGAAGGAGGGUAUUCAGGGGGAACUGAUGCAGUGAGGUGAGACAAUAUGUUCUCUGUGCAUGUGUUCACCUCAUGCGCUUAAACUCAGAAUGUUCAUAUCUACGUCCAUCUUGUUACUUUGUGCGAAUGUAGGCAAAAGUAUGUCAAGUAACACGCACAAGCAUUUUGACUCUGUCACUCUCCAUAAACAUGGAAACAGGUGUAUACGGACACACACACACACACACACACACACACACACACACAGCAAAAUGUAACUGUAUUGAACACUGGAAAGUCUUAAGUAAAGGAUCUAGUAAAACGUUACUGCUGAGUAUAAAGCCUUUACUUGAUAAUAGAAGUGAUGAUUAACAAACCACAUUAUCCGAUGUGGUUGGUUAAUCUGAUGCUGUUGGUUAAGACAGUCUGCAGCUAGAAGAUAUUGCAUGCCCUAUGCAGCACAUCCAUAUCUCAACACAUGCACAUCACACACACUACACACAAGUCAGACACCCUCACACCUAUAUUUUUAUACUACAUGUACAUACUGUAAGUGCUGCACAAAGCGCUCAUAGUUUUCACUACGUCCAACUGACUGACUUUUACAAGACUGGUUGUUUUGUCCGUGUUUCCUUGUUUUCCGCUACUGCCUCUUUCUUUAUGUGUGGGUCAGUCUGAUUUGUUCUUAAUGUCACAAGAUGACGAGGAAAUGAAGAUGGGUGAGGGGGUUCAUUCCUGAGUGUGCCAGCAUGUUGGCAAUGAGUUUACUUGCUUUAGGUGGCUUGCACCACACAUUACAAUCAAUUGUGCAGUGUUGUCGGUUUCCAUUGCACCUGAGCUCCUUGCCAAUGAUAUUUAGGCAUUUUUAAGAAAUCAGAAAAAAGAGAAAAAGUGCAAUAGUUUACAAACUGUGUUGUUCAAUGGCAUUAUUGUUCGCCAAACUUUUACUUAUGGGAAUAAGCAAAGUCGUUAUUUAUUAUUGUGCAUAUAUGAUAACUUCCCAUUGUAAGGAAGAUUGUGGAAGAUUAUGUUUUAUAACUUUUAAGUUUAUGCACAUUUGUUCUGUAGAAAAACCCUCUAAUGUGCAUUUUAAAGUGACUGAACAGGCACUCUAAUCCCACCAUAUGUAUAUUAGCUUGUGAUGUAAAUGUAAAGUAGCAGCAAGAUGCCCUGAAAGUUAAGGGAUCGCCACUUAAAAACUGUCAACUUUUAAGGAAACUUGAUUGUAAUUGUAAGUUUCUAAACAGUUGAUUAUCUUUACACUGUAACCCUGUUUAGAAAAACAACAGCUGAAACCAACCUGCGUAUUGGCACAACGUGCACAAAAUACUGUAAUGAAAUUAUAUAUUUAUUAUGCUUUGUAUUUAUUUGCUGAUACAGUUAACCUUGUGUCUUUGUCAACUGCUUAAACAGUUUACGUUGUUGCUGUGCAGGAUCACUGGCUAACAGAUCAAGUUAGAGGUCAGAGAAAAUCUUUAGUUUUAUACAAACCGUGCAAAUCCCGAGGAUUAGCUCCUCAUAUUCUCCCCACACAAUUUUUUUCCACUGAUGUUCGACUUCUCAGUCACUCGGUAAUAUUGUAGAAAAAGACUGGUCUCCAUGCAUUACAAUUCACAAUAAAAUUUGCAGUAAUCAGCAAGAAAAAAACAGUUAUGUGACUUUAAAAACUUGUGCAGCCCUCUUCUGAAGAUUUAUGUUAUUUCUUGGACUUGAAUGAAAAUGGCUUUUUACUGUAUUUGGAUGUUUACUUGAAAUUGAUGGUUUAUAAGGGUCAGUCAUUAUUGCCACACAAUGGUGCACGUUGCCAUUAUUUAUGCUUUGUUAUUUAAAUGCAGCGCUUUUGCCCUGCAGCUGGAUUUGUGUUCUUUGACUAGCACCUUUUUAACUCAAACAGAGGUUACACACUGUGUCUUUUUAAGUUAGUUAUUAGUAUUUUAUUACACUGGCCUAACCAAACAGGAAUGAACCCCUGUGCCCUCCGGUCAUGUAUAAGUUACAUCAGUUCUGUGUGAAUGUCCAUGAUUGAUGGACGAUGAUUGUUUUGCCACUAUAAUCCUCUGUGGUAUUUCAGUUACUCUAAAGUAAGAGUAACUGUUGCACUGUACUUCAUGCUCAAGACUAGUGGUUGAUUUCUUUUCCACAGGCAGACUUUACUUUCUUAAUGACAUUGCACUUGCUUCCCAUGACAAUAGUCACAGCCGCCUACUGACUAGUCGCCAAUCCCUUCAGACCCACUUCAUCUUGCCAAAUAAGCAGCGUAUGAGGUGUAGCACGUCCUCCGCUUCCUGUGCUAACACUGACUCAUAGGUGAAAAAGGAUUUCCCACAGUCUUAAACACGUACACUAGCCUCAGACUGCGUCCCCGCACCCUUCUCCUAGAUAAAGAGUCAGAUACUUACGUCUGCUAGUCUCACUCUGACACAGUGAUUAUUACAUACUAUGCCCGUCGUAUAAUGUUAAAGCUGAAACUAAUGUAUUAUUGGCCAUUGAAUGAAACUGAAAAAAUGCAUGAAAGUAGCUGUAAAACAGAACCUAACGUUUCAUAGUGUUAGCUAAUUGUUUGUUCAUUGUAGUCACUCAAAGGCCAUGUCUCACGCUCCUGGAAAUGACUGUGUGGGU